This is a messenger RNA of Paramecium sonneborni, 355 nucleotides long. The record is from the annotation of a GenBank genome assembly. NCBI's taxonomy places the organism in Eukaryota, Ciliophora, Oligohymenophorea, Peniculida, Parameciidae.
AUGCAUUUGAAGAUUUAUCCGUAACAUCGAGAUAACUAUUUCCUUAUCAAAAGAUUAUAAAUUGAUCAAUUAACGAUGGAGGAUUUUCUACAAAUAGAUCAGAAACCCUUCCUAAAUCAUAAUAUCAAUAAAAUUAUUUAGAUAAAUUUGAUUUUGUUGCAUUUAUAUCAUUAAGUUUGCAAGAUCUAUAUAAUAAUUUUAUUUCAAAUGAAUAAGGUGAUGAACGAGAUAUUGACAUUAAAAAAGUGUACAUGUUUUUUUAGAAUAUAGUCUCGUAAAGAUUAAAGCUUAUCAAACUUUAUUGAUAGGAUCUAAUAUACCUACUAAAAAGAAACAAAGAAGAGAUUCAUAUUGA